Messenger RNA from Mercenaria mercenaria, 1987 nucleotides. RefSeq names its product tetratricopeptide repeat protein 23-like. NCBI's taxonomy places the organism in Eukaryota, Metazoa, Mollusca, Bivalvia, Venerida, Veneridae. The record is from RefSeq and is a predicted model, not a curated record. Gene Ontology annotation, molecular function: protein binding. The coding region runs from base 1 to 783 and encodes 260 amino acids. The transcript has 8 exons.
AUGGCAAAAAAAAACUGUCAGCUGCCAAAAAGGUUGUCAUGGCGACAGAAGAAAUAUGCGGUUGCAGGAUCACAGUAUGACAAAGUUAUAGAUCUUACAAAGAGAAGAUAUGGGGAGGAUGCAAUAGAGCUUAUACAGCUGUACCAGGAGGGUGGACGUUUGGAACAGUCAAAAGGUAGACUGGCAAAUCAUGACAAAGCAAUAGACAUGUUUCUUCAGGCUCAUUCUAUAGCUGCUGCAAACUACAAAUACGCAAGUGAAGAAAUAGUUGACACAGCCUUGGCCCUGGCUCAAGCGUAUGCAAGCACAGGACGUGAGGAGGCAGAAAGUUCGGCUGAGAGUUACCUUAAUGAAUGCCUGUCAUCCUGUACCACAGUGUAUGGACCAGACCAUAAAAAGACUUUAGAAGUUCAAGAUGAACUGGCUCGGUUGCUUAUACGCACUGAAAGGGAAACAGAUGCUUUAGAAAUGCUACGAUCUUCUUUACCACUGAAGAAUGAAGUUUACGGAGAAUAUUCAGAAAAUGUUGCUGAUACUCAUAAACUUAUAGCUUCAGUACACCUUGCGCAGGGAAAUAUUGAAAAAGCUCUCAGAGCAUAUAAAAAGUGCCUCAACAUUGAAACACUGGUUUUGGGUAAAAAUCAUAAGAAGACAAAAGAUAGUGAAAGAACGAUUGACAUUCUCAUGGCGAGUCCAGGACUGUCCAAAAAGUUUGUUUUGAAUAAAGAGGACGAGUUAAAGAAGCGCCCAAGGUUCAACAAUUUUUCAAAGUCUGCAAGAUAACGUAAGAACUUACAGGAAUCAUUUACAGCAUCGACUAUGUAAUUUAGAACUAGUUUGAAAGAUGUACAGUGUACAGAAUAAUUGUUUAAAAAUUGGAUAAUAAUGGAGGUGUCUGUUGAAGCAUAUGAAAAAAAGACUGUAUUUCAUAAAUAUAAUUCUAAUAUGCUUGUUUCUGUUAAAACACGCUUGUACUAAAAUGACGUCACGUUAACUUGGGACAGCGUCAAUGUUUUUGUUGCAACCAAGAAAGAGAGCUACUAUAUUUUAUGUACUGUUUUAUAUUAAGGGCAUGCGCGGAUCCAGGGUUGGGGUCCGGGGGUCCAGACCCCCCCCCCCCCCGCCCCUGGGAUUUUGGAAUUUAAUGUAAAUACCAUUAAUUUUAAUGUUAUUUUGUAUAAAAGUGUACUAGGACCCCCUCUGGCAGAAAGCAUAGAAUUUGGACCCCCUCUGACAGAAAAUGCUGGAUCCGCAUAUGAAGGGAACCUUAGUAUCAGAAUAAUACACCCUUUAGAAAUUAUUACAUGGACGUAUAACCUCUUUCCGUGUAUUAUUUAUGUUAAAACACGUUUUUUCUAUACACCAUUUCUUAACUUAUACCAGUAAUGAAACAAAUUAUAGGAUAGAUAAUUGGUAUGUACUAAUUUUGGUAUUAGUACCUAGUAGCUGACACUUUUGCAAAUUUAUCAUUGUGUAUUAAACUUAAAAAAGACAGGUAUUGGCAAAUAUACUGUCUGUCUGUUAUUUGUCAAGAGGAGAGAUGGUAGUCCCACUGAAAAACUAAAAAAAUCUUGUUAAAUGCACCUAAAUAUUUAGUGGCAUCAUUUUUAACGAUACUGAAUAUAAAAAUACAGUAAGGAACAAUUUUGUUAACUUUUUUUUAUUAGACCUGAGCAAUACUUGAAGAAAUUAUUUACAUUCUUAUGGUUGUUAUCAUUUAGCAUUGGUAAUAGUGUAGUGAUGUAAAUUUACAGAUAGUAUAUUUAUGUACGUAAAUGGUUGUAGAAUUCACAUAAAGCAGUUCUUGUUUAUGGUACAAGUUGUUUUGUAGGUGAAUUUUAGGAACAGUUAUGACAUAAACUUCAUUCUUUUUGUUAAGUAAAUAUAUACUUUUUUUGUAUUUGUACAGUCAAAUAUACUGUAAAAUAAGAAAAUUUAAUUUUGCAACAAGUACUAUUUGUAGAGAAAUAAAGUGAUUAUGCUGAAA